AAGCUAUAGUAAAGAUACCAAAUAAUAAUGAGCGUCGCGAAGAGAGCGCGUAGAUGGCAGUUAAUCCGUAGUGGGGGAAGAGAAUGGGUGCUGAUCCAGAGUCCAGACGGUCUGCCAGGGAAUGGUCGACGGCGGACCAGAUUUCGAAUGGCCAGGAAGGCACAAUCUGUGGUCAACCCCAGUAGGAGUAGGAGGAGCAGAACUCAAAGUGUACACAGUCAGGAUGAUGAAAUUGAAUCUUAAUCGAGUCCACGAAGGGGGUUCUGGGACCUGAAGAGGACUUGAGGGCUGAAGUAUCAUUUGUUGUAUUGGACUUGUGAUUGGAGCCAGCAUACUCGACUACCUAUCUUUGGUAGUGUGGACGGCGUCCACUCUGUGAUCCCCUUGCUGUGAUGAAAACAGUCUUCUGGAGACGGGUUAUACUUCGUACCUAGGGUUCUUUGGAGUAGCUGUCGGAUGCGGCAAUCAGACGAUCAUCGACGACCCUCUCCUGUCUCAGACAUACUUUGGAAAAGGCUAAGGCUAUCCGUCAAGCUUAUCUGACUUCACUGCACCUAAAUCUGGGUACUUUCCAGUUGUACUACUGGCUGCUUGAGUGAAUAUCUCAGUCGCUGCCGCCGCAGUGAAUAUCCUCCAUUGAAAGUAUAGGAUAGCCAGGAAUAGUAUAUAAGCUACCUCCCGCUCGCUUUGGUGCGUCUUUGUUUCUUUUUCUGCUUCACCGACCUCACGCUGCGCCCAAACAGGAAAUCGACCUUAGCUGCACCUCCUCCGUCGCAGUCAAUCAAACAAUCAGAGGAAUCAUAACCAAACUCCCAUUAUCAUCUAUUUAAGCAUUCGUUCAUCAUGCCAGCAUGGCGUCCUUACCGAAUGAGACUGCCUCUAGUCGCCCACCAGAUCCCCCCCGGAAUAAUCCUUCCUCUGGCGGAGUCUUAGAUCUGAACAGGUCCAACUCCACCGCCAACAUUUUUCUGGGCGGCGCUCGGAAGUCGUGGAUGGCGACCGCUAACCAUCCUCAUCCAAAUCCUGGUAAGCGCAGCAGCAAUAAAACCCCACAUUGCUCGCCUGCCACCUCGACUCCAGCGUCGCUUCCGUCCUCUGCUGAGUCUGCUAUUGCUCCCUCGCAUUCUGCCUGUUCGUCUGCUUCAGCGCUGCGCGUGACCGCGGCCUCGUCGCCUGCUCCGACGCGAUCCCCAGGCAUGCGCAUGGGCAAUAUCCCUUCUUUACCUCAGCCAGAUUCGAUCAAUCCUAGUACAUCCUCUCCUACGCCUCCAGUUGCGUUGUCGGCUUGUACGAGCACUCGAAAUGUCGCUCUAUCCCAUCCCCAUAUAUCGCCCACCACCGAUACGCCUCCUUCGGUAACUCACUCUCCCGCCGCUCAUCAUCCCCCUUCUCCGAUCAGAGCAGACCAAUCCUCGAAGCUCAAAGAGCGGCAGCGGCAGCAGCAGAAGACACAGUUACAACAAGCUCAAUUGCAAGCCCAGUCGGCGUCCUCGCUUCCCUCGCCCGACCCCACCAUUCCUCCCAGAUCACAUACCAGUCCGUCCUUUAACGCCAUUGAGCGGAAUGAGCCUACCAUUCCCAACCUCCCUGUCGCUGCUUUCCCAUCGCCUCCCCAUCAGCAGACCCCUUUGGAUCAUCCUCCGCAGCCGAAUUCUCGGUCCGUAAGAGGCCCUCCCGUCGUUUUGCCAAGCAAUCCGCCAGCUGGAAGAGAUAUACACACACCUGUCCAUGCUCAUCCCACCCCCGCUGCUCCCAAUGCUACGAGGAUCCCUUUGCCGUCACAUCCACAGGUGAAUGGUGCCGCCACAGCCUUCCCUUCAAGAGGUCAUACUCCGGUUCUGAAUCACGGGUUUUUCGUACAGGCAAAGUAUGUCUUGGACACGCUCGGAGCAUCCCUGCCGGGUAUUGCUGAGGGUCUGUCUGACGCUGUGGAGGCGCCCCGAAUUCAGCUCCUGCACUAUGCCUGUUCGGAGCAGGAUUUCAUGUAUCUAAUCCUUCACCAAGUUUACUGCUUAAGCAGUUACAAUCCAUCCGAAUUCACAAAGCUGCCCGGCAUCACUGCCAAGCAUGUGCAUGGACUGGAAACCGUUAAGCACCUUUUGGUGGACAAUGCCCGGGUGUCGGGCGACUUUCUUCGGUGGUGUGUUCAUUUUCCCCACCCUCUCCACGAGUUGAUGCAAAUUCGAGGGUUUGGGAACACUCUCAAUCAAGUGCUUGAUAUCUUGGUCGUUUUUGUGGACCGCUGGGUCCCUUUCGAACGUCAAGUGCGGUCCCGGGGUUAUCCUCCUAUUGUGGAUGAUAUUGUGAACGAUCUCAACAUCAAAUCGCCGGUGUUGCUGUUCAACAUUUUCUUGUGUUUAUGUCGGCGGACUCCUGGUGCUAGACUUGAGGGAAAACUACAAGAGAUAUUUAUCCGCAGUCUGGAUCAAUUCAAGCGUCGUUAUGUGGAGCAGAUACCCGUGGCCCAGCAACAGCGGCAGAACGAGGAAACCAUAUCUGCAUAUCGCUCCGUGAUUGCAGCCAUGAAAGAUUCUGCUUCAGCACCAGCCGGGCCGAAUGCGCCUGGUAUUACUCGCCCAAGCCUCAAUGUUCCCACUCCUAUUCCGUCAAUGUCGAGCCAGCCUACACCAGUCUCUAUACCCGCCCCGGCAGGUCACUCGGGCAUUCAUAAUCGUCUGCCUCCUCAUAAUGUCAAUUCCCAGGCACAUCUUCUGAACGGUGCAACCCCGAAUUCAGUUAGAAGUCCGCCUAUCACGACGUCACUCAGGCUUCCGCGACAACUGAGUAUUCCGUCACUUGUCCAGCAACGUGGUGCAGGACCGCAGGUACUUUCACCACGAAUGGCCGGCACACCUUCUUCACCGGCCAUGGCAAUCUCACCUUCACAGUACAUGGCACAGCGCGAGUCUCCUCAGGUAUAUCAGGUUCAGCAACAACCCCAACACCAACAACACGCAAGGCCACAGAACAUGAACCCUGUUCAUCCUCCGCGUCAUUUAGCGCAGACACCAGCAGGCGCCCCUUUGAUUCAACGUGGUCACCGAGUGCAGUACCCUGGCACACUACAGCAACCACCUCGCAAUUCCCGGCCGUUUUUACCGCCACCAAAUGAACCUCCUGUGGUGAACACACGACCUGAUCCUCGGCGGCUCGCGAUUCACCAGGCUCAUCUUCGCGAUCCGUUGAAUCGACCAGUCUCCAUCGAUUCUACGGGAGAGAAAGAUACAGAGCUAUUCCCCUACCUGACUUCCUUUGCUGUGAAGCCGCAACCCUUCGAUCCGGUCGCGUGUACUUUUAAUUGGGAAUUCUCUUUAACACAGGCUGACCUGGACCGCGUUCCCAGGCUUCAGAGUCAAGGGAAAGGCGAGCGAAACAUUAGAAUCCUAAAAGAGGGCUACCAAAGCUAUCGCAUCAGAUGCAUCAAGGUGCCACCGUCAGCCUCAGAUGUGAACGAGCAUUCCUGGUCCGUUGCUGAAACCGUAUGGCCGUGCACUAUAUACAUGUUCGUCAACGGUGAAGAGUUUUACGCGCGCCGCAAGAUCCACAAUGGCCGAGAUCUCCCUUUAGACAUCACAACCGCCCUCCGAGCAGGUGCAAAUACUGUUGCAGUUCACCUUAUUCGAAGCUCGGCUGAACAGAGGGGCCUCGUCAAUUACGCCAUGGGCGUGGAAUUGGUUUCGUUUCAUUCGUUUCCACAAGCUAAAUCUCUUGCCCAGCUGCUUCCAGCCAUCGAGUCGCGGAAGCAAAUUUGCGGAAGGCUUUCACGCAAUACAGGCGAUGACGAUGAUGAACUAAGUAUCGUCAGUGAUUAUCUCACUGUCACACUUGUCGAUCCUUAUACUGCACGCAUCUUCACGGUGCCGGUGCGUGGCCGGCACUGCCAGCACUCAGAGUGCUUCGAUCACGAGACGUUUAUUCAAACUCGUGCCCUCAAACCUGGAGACUGCUCUGCGAUAGAAGCGGACUGGAAGUGUCCCAUCUGUCGCCAUGAUGCUAGGCCUCAAAGCCUUAUUAUAGAUGGGUUCCUGCUUGAAAUCCGCUCGGAGCUCGAGCGGACAAAUCGUUGCGACGGUGCUCGCUCCUUGCAGAUCAAGGCAGACGGGACCUGGGAGGUGAAGACCGACCAAGACGCCGAGGGAGGAACGCCUGAGCCUUCUCGCACUGCAUUAAAACGGAAAUCAGCUGCUCUGGAAAAUGCCAUGUAUCCUCCUGGUCAACGACCAAAGAUCGAUCGCUCAUCGUCUCUGCCGGACGGAAUCGCAAAUCAGUCUUCCGAUGUCAUUGUUCUGGACUAAUUGUCCUACCAGGCAUUUCUUCGCGUCUUUUUUCCUUGUAUUGCUCAACUCAAUUCGCACUUGCACAGUUUCAGGCGCUUUGGUCGUUGCACGAGAUACCCCUCGGAUGCUUUCUAUUGUCUUUUUCUAUUGUCUUCCUAGCCCUAGAUCCAUGUAUCAUGAUUACUCCCAUAUUAUCCAUCUCGUCAUCACUCACCGUGUUUCGAGCUAGAAAUAAAAGAAGUGGUUCGGCUCCCUCGAGCUAUAUCACCGCAACUUUCUUCAAUCACUGAAUUGUCUGUUCAUCAUUAUUCUUCUUAUUCUACUAUUUCCUUUUCGCAUAUUUGUUGAGAUAUACGGAGGGCGGCUUUUCUUUGGCUCUUUCUUGCGUCCUAAUGGACAGCUUCCGAUCCACAUGGGAU
Molecule: messenger RNA, 4696 nt
Organism: Aspergillus calidoustus
Lineage: Eukaryota; Fungi; Ascomycota; Eurotiomycetes; Eurotiales; Aspergillaceae
Source: the annotation of a GenBank genome assembly